Molecule: messenger RNA, 4384 nt
Organism: Girardinichthys multiradiatus
Lineage: Eukaryota; Metazoa; Chordata; Actinopteri; Cyprinodontiformes; Goodeidae
Exons: 2
Coding region: 2197-2826 (209 amino acids)
Source: RefSeq, a predicted model, not a curated record
ACAUGACCUUCUCCCAUUCCUCCUCUGGAUGAUCCAGAUGGUCCUUGGCUAACGUCAGACGGGCCUGGACAUGUGCUGGCUUGAGCAGGGGGACCUUGCGGCGCUGCAGGAUUUGAAUCCAUGGUGGUAUAGUGUGUUACUGAUGGUCUUCUUUGAGACUGUGGUUCCAGCUCUCUUCAGGUCAUUGACGAGGUCCUGUCGUGUAGUUCUGGGCUGAUCCCUCACCUUCCUCAUGAUCAUGAUCAUUGUGGAGAGGUUGGAGUUUGAUUGAGUGUGUGGACAGGUGUCUUUUAUACAGAUAACGAGUUCAAACAAGUGCAGUUAAUCCAGGUAACGAGUGGAGACCAGGAGGACUUCUUAAAGAAGAACCAACAGGCCUGAGAAAGCCGGGGUUCUAACUGGUUGGAAGUGAUCAAAUACUGAUGUCAUGCAAUAAAAUGCUGAUUAAUGACUUAACAGUUGAAGAGAACCUCUGAGAAAAAUGAAAGACUUCUACAGGAUUUGGAGGAGGGAAAACCUUCACAAUCAGCAGCGUAUCAAAUACUUGUUCUCCUCACUGUAUUUAAAACAUAUAAAAAGCUAAAACAUGAAAAAACUAUAAAAUAUAUCAUUAUAUUAUAAAUCUAUUCUGACCAACAGAGAUUCAGUGCAGUGAUUAUAGAACUGGUUCUGAUUUGGUCCUUUUUCCUGGUGUUGGACAGGAUUCAUUGUGGAUGGGCUCCAGCUGCCUGGUUGACCACUAGAGACACUGUUACAUCUGACCUGCUGAAAAUAAAGGCAGGAAGCAGUUUUUCUGUUUCCUGUUUAGGCAGAAAACUUCUGGACCAGUGGUCUUUUGACAGAUGAGACCACAGAACCCCAUCAGGAAAUCAACACAAACACAUCAUUCCACCUGUCAAGCACAGUGCUGGAGGGUUGAAGGUUAGGACACCUUGUGGUCAUUGAGUGAACCAUGACCUCUGUAACAGAGAAUCGUAGAGUCAAAUGUGAGUCCAACAGUCCAACAGCUGAAACUUGGUCCAAACUGGGUCAUCAACAGAACAAUGGUCCCAAACACGGUAGCUGAUUUACAACAGGAUGGCUAAAAAUGAAAAGAAUCAAGUUGCUGCAAUGGGCGAGUCCACAGGUGUCAACCUCCAGUCCUCAGAGACGAUGUCCUACAACAUUUAGACGUGUCACUCUGUCAGAACACCUGAAUCACAUAAUUACGUCUUUAGCAGGACUCUGUAGAACCUGAGCGCAUGAGGAGACAAUUCAGUCCUUUAAUUCAGGUGUUUUUGAAAUGGGGCGCCUCAAGAAAUUGCAGAACACCCUCGAGGACUGGAGUUUGACAACUCUGGCCUAGGCAAAGUCCAGAUCUCAGUUGCUCAGUUGCUGUUGAGUUUAGGAACCUUUUUUCUGCCUGAAUGAUGUAUAAGUCACAGCUAGGUGGCUUAAGAAAUAAAAUCUUUCACCCAUUGCCCAUCACUGGACCUUACUGGUCCCGUACUGGUUUGAAAUUGAGUGGAAUAGCGGCAAAAGUAAAAAUAAAACCUCCGAAAGACCUCCAGAAAGCCAAAAUAACUGCUAAUCCGGACCAUUCUAAGAGAAUAUAUGUAAUAAAAUCUAAAUAUACAUUUAUUCAUCUCAGUUCCAGGAAAUUAACAGAACCCAAAUGAAUCACAAGAAAUCAAGAAUCUGGCUUUAAAUAAGUGACACGUCUUUUGUGUUCUAACAGGUGACGAAGAGGGUGGAGCAGUCAUUUGUCCACCUGUGAGGCUAAACUGGGACAAAAUGAUACCUGGAUUUUUGUUCUUGUACAAUACAUGUUAAUUUAAAACAUUUAAGAAGUCAUGGACAGAGUCAGAAACUCAGAUUUCUAAUAAAAAACAGAUUUUCAGCUGUGUCCUUUAGUCUCAGCAGCCUUUUCUCACUGUCACUGAAGGUGUGUGUGGGUGUGUGACAGUUUCAUAGUGAGUAAAGCUUGUUUUCACAGAAAGGGUGGACCAGGACUCAUCAUUCCAACGUACUGUUCUCACCUCUGCCUGCAGUCAGAACUCAGGGCAGCAGUCCAGUCACACUACAAACUGAGCAUGCUCUGACUGUGGCAGCAGGUGGAACAGGUCGGGCUUGUCUGCAGACACACCUGAUGGCAUCCUCACCCUCAGGCUAUCAGAACACCUGCUGAGGACUGCUGUUCCACACGGAGAAACAGAGAUGGACAAAUUCGCUCACAUUAUCGGGGACAAAGUGGGAGACAUGGUGGAGGGAGCGGUGAAGAACGCUCUGGGCGUCGAGGAUAAAAAGAAGGACAAGAAGAAAGGAGGAGGUCUGUCCAUUUUUGGAGGGGGCAAAGGGGAGAAAAAGGAGGAGAAAGGAGGAAUCUUCUCUUUUGGACACGAUGAUAAGAAGAAAAACAAGGAGGAAGACAAGGGAUUCUUCACAAAGAUCAUAGACAAAGCUGAUGAUAAAGAUAAAGGGAUGCAGAAGAAGACAGGAUUUCAAGGCCUCUUUGCUGAGGGGGAGGGAGGAGCAGCUAUGGGAGGUGAAGAAGGAGUGGAGGCAGGAGGAAACCCAGGCCAGACUGUAGCUGUGAGUGACAGAGGUACGUAUGAGGAACAUUUCUGUCUGAGAGAAGAUAUGUUUGGUCCCGUUAGCUUUGCUUCCAGAUCCAGGCUGCAGUUUUCUGACGCUCCCUUCUUUCUAGAAUCCGUUUUGUUUUUAGGAAAAAAUGUUGUGGAAAAAAUGCAGAUCGAUGAUGGUCAAUCAGCUUUUACUGUUAACCUUACAAAGGAGAACAGCUUCCAGCACCAGACAUGUUUACGAGGGGUUCAGCAUCUGCUCUGACCAUGGCGCAACCUCCUACCAUCACAGGGACUGGUUGCUGACAACAGGCUGGAAGCUCCUCUUCCACCAAACAUCUGGAGAACUGAUCCAUCUGAUCCAUGUUCCCACUGGGUGAUGGUCCAGAAGCCUCUGAACCCAGAGAAGCUGACUCAUCCUCUGAGGCUUCUUCUCUGCUCAGUAAAAACUAUGAAGGUAACUUCACGUUGUAGAGCUGGACCAAGGUUCUCCAAAGUAAUUUGUGCUCCAUGAGGUUAUCUCUGCUGGUGAUGCUGGUUCUGGAUGCAGGUCUGAGGGAUCAGAGAUCACUGCUGUCCAGCUGAGGCUUCUCCCAGAUACACCUUCAGAUUCCUUGGAAGGUUUCCUGAUGUUCUCAUAAUUUGCUAUCGAACUGGAGAUCUUCUGGAGGUCUUUGCUUCUCAGAUAUGGCAUUAAAGCCCCAAAUUCCUUCUGCUCAAACUUGAUCUGGAACGUGCUGGAUCCUGAAAUUUGGGAACUGUUAAUGACCAGAAUGUGUGAAAUAAUAAAGUAUCUUGGCUUCCUACCCAACAGAUUCGAACUUGGAAGUUCUUCUGUGGUCAAACAUUUGAAAGAUGUUCUGCUGAAACCAUUUGCAGGUUGGAUGUGUGGGUCUGCAGGUGUAGAAACAAUGUUGUCAUCAUUUUAAAAGACAAACCUAGAGAAACUUGAUGUAACUGACAAAGAUCAGCUGCUUGUAAAAAUCAGAACCAGGAUGGUUUCGGUGGUCCGUUGAUGCAUUCUGGACUGGAUACGUUAGAACCCUGGUACCAAUAGUUUAGAUUCCUUCAGAGGAUCCUCACUCAGAACUGAAUGAAGGAGAUGCAUGGACAUGUCCAUUCAACAUCAGAUGUUAGGGUUCUGGUUAGAAAACAAAGUUCUGUUCAUUUGCUUGAUUCAUGUUUUAAAAUGCUAAACUUUUGACCUUUUCCUUUGAACAUGUUAAACGUUAAUAUGUUGAAUUUAUUCAGAUUUCCAGUGGAUUAGUUUUAGACCUUCAGUUUGGUUUAUCUGGACUCAAACAUCGGCUGUUUAGUCGUCAGAAUGAAGGUUUGUUUUUAAUGAGAGGUAGAGUUAAAAUGGCAGGGGGCCAAGGACAGAACUCUGCGGUGCUCCACUCUUAAAUCCACAAGCUUCAGGCUGGCUGUACAGAUAAUCUUACUCAGUAAAAUGCAAAUAGUCAUGUGAACUUGGGCAGCUCUGAACAUUUUGCAUCUAGAACCAAAGUAAAAACCUUCUUCUGACUCGGUUGAGUUCAGUAAACGGCUCCUUCUGGACUUCUUCCCAGAACUGAUGGAAAUAACGGAGAUGUCUAUUUCUUCCAGACCUCUUUGAUGAUCUAUUGGACGUGGCUGAAGAAACGACUAAUAACUGAGGUGACCAUGAAGCUGAAACCUUCAUCCUGAUGAAAACUGUCUGAACAUCGUCUGUAAACUGGAAGAUAUUCAUGUUUUCUGUCACUUCCUGCUGUUUCUGUGUAUAUGGUAUGGAAAUAUAUUUGUAAUAAAGGAAUAAUUUAAUAAAUUCAUUCUGAUCAAACUUA